ACCUGCCGCCAAAUCCUCCGGAGUCGUCGGAGAAGUUUCUGGUCAACCUGCUGGUAUCUUAAUCGGAGGCAAACAGCCUCUGCGAAGAUCCCCAAGUGCCCCCUUGCAGGCAGGGAAUCCCCAAUCUGCCAGACUUAAUGCUGAAUUGUUUAGAGGGACUAGGUUGAGGGGUGAUGUUGCUUCGGAUUCAGAAGGAAUAGAGCUGUUAGGAUUUCAACGCCUGGGAACGAUACCACGUGUGAGAUCUGGUAGUGAUCCUUCGUGUUCAUUAUCUGGUAGAUCUUCAGAGCACAUGAAUGUUUCUCGAAGUCACAACAAUUUAUACUGCAUGGACAACAAUUCAUCAGAAGGGUCUCCUUUGGGACAAACCAGUUCAGGUGAGGAUUCUCCAAUGAGGGCUCUAAGUUUAGCAGGAGAAUCUCCGACGGAGCCUCUCAGUUUUGAAAAUAUGUGCAGGCAACAAUCACAAGAUAAUGACUGGGAGCCCAUUUCUUUAUGUUCUGGAGGCCUAGAUGUCUCAUUAUUAACCGAAUUGGAACUUAAGAAGUUACAACCUUUGUUGUGGCUCGAAUUGGCAUCUUUGUUUGAUGUCCACAAUGUUGCUCUUGAUAAACGUAAACCGUUGAAACGAAAACGAAAAGAAGAGGGUAAUUUGUUUGGUGUGUCUCUGAACGCCUUGGUCCGUCGAGAUCAACAAGUUACUGGAGAAGACACUGCUUUGGUGCCUUUAUUGAUCCAGUGGCUUCUUGCUGAAAUUAGGAAACGUGGAGUGAACGAAGAAGGAAUUUUGCGAGUUGCUGGCAACAAACAAAAGGUGGAAUUAUUAAGUGCAGAGCUUGAACGAGACUUUUACAUCCGACCUGAGAAAGUAGCCCCACUUUUAUCCAAGGCUGGUCCUCACGAUUUAUCAGCUUUGCUGAAAAGAUGGCUUCGGGAAUUACCUCAACCUUUACUUUGCAUGGAAUUGGUGCAUCUGUUUUAUCAAGCCCAUGCCCUGCCACCAGGAACAGCCCAGAGCACAGGAUUAACAUUAUUAGCAUUAUUGUUGCCACCGGAACAUAGAUGCACCUUGCAAGCUCUUCUAAGUUUUUUUAUGGACGUUGUCAGGUCCGAAAAUAAUAAAAUGGAUUUGCAUAAUGUGUCCAUGCUGGUUGCGCCUUCACUUUUUCCACCCAGAUUUGUCCAUCCUGGUGAUAAGAGUGAUAUAGCUGCUCAAUUGCGUAUGGCUGCGCAAUGUUGUCAGCUGACUCAAACAUUAUUGAGUCUCGGAGACUCUUUAUGGGAAGUUCCACCUCAUCUGCUGUCUCAAGCGAGACAAAUGAGGAAGCCUGGACAAAAUAAAAGACAGUUGGUUCGAAAGAAGAAAAUGAGUCCCACGACGUAUUCCAAUAAAUACGGAUAACCAACCAAGUUUGUUUUUUAUACAUAUUUAUAAUAAAUGUUUCUAGUUUCUGACCAUUGACAUAAUUUAUAAUUAAUUACUAUUGCCCGAGUGCAUUUAUUUCAUACACAUCACAUAUGAAAAGUAAUUUAUGUGUACUUAAUAUUUAUAUUA
Molecule: messenger RNA, 1555 nt
Organism: Ctenocephalides felis (cat flea)
Lineage: Eukaryota; Metazoa; Arthropoda; Insecta; Siphonaptera; Pulicidae
Product: rho GTPase-activating protein conundrum-like
Biological process (GO): regulation of actin filament polymerization; signal transduction; regulation of small GTPase mediated signal transduction
Cellular component (GO): cytoplasm
Molecular function (GO): GTPase activator activity
Source: RefSeq, a predicted model, not a curated record